AUGCGUUUCACCUCAGUCGUCGCUCUUCUCCCGGCCCUGGCCUUGGCCCAGGAGCAGGUACCCCUCGCCGAUCGUGUGCAGGGCUGGUUCAAUAAGGCGAAGAACCUGGUUCCCUCGGCCGUUCCUACCGAGCCCGUCCAGCAGGUGGUCGAGAAGAUCUCAGAGAAGCGUGUCACUCCUGUGACGAUGCAGAACUGGCAGUCUAUUCUGACUCCCGCUGAGGAUCCUCAGGAUUGGUUCAUCUUUGUGACCGGUGGUAACAAGACCUGCUUCGGUCAAUGUGGCGUUGCAGAGAAGGCCUUCAAUCAAUCCGUGCCUCUCUUUUCUGCUGAUCCCACAUCCCCCAACCUUGGUAUGAUCAACUGCGAGCAGGAGCGUGUCCUCUGCGCUACUUGGUCCGCCGGCGCGCCUUCCGUCUUCUUCUUCCAGCUGCCCACGGCUCAGCCCCUGGGCCAGGAGCGUCAACCUACCCCUCUUCACGUGGUGUACUUGAACCACACCAGCGUCACUCCCCAGGAAAUUUACCAAAUCCACUCCAAGAAGACCUUCGAGAAGGUCCCGGCCUAUGAGGGUGCCAUGCACCCUACCGAUGGCUGGCUCGCCAAGUACCAACUCAACGUUCCUCUGGGCUACGCCAUCUGGGCGAUCGGUGCCGUCCCCAGCUGGUCCUUCAUGAUCCUCGUCAGCUUCUUCAGCCGUACCAUCAUGGGUCGUCGUAUGAACAACCCGGGCUCAGCGCCCCGUCGUGCUCAAUAG
Messenger RNA from Penicillium oxalicum, 756 nucleotides. RefSeq lists its product as uncharacterized. The transcript has 3 exons. The record is from RefSeq and is a predicted model, not a curated record. NCBI's taxonomy places the organism in Eukaryota, Fungi, Ascomycota, Eurotiomycetes, Eurotiales, Aspergillaceae. Bases 1 to 756 code for a protein of 251 amino acids.